AUGGAGGACAACCAAAUCAAGACUAUCGUGAGGGUAAGGCCUCGACUACUGCGAGAGCAGGAUCAGCGAAACCUUAUAUCUAUGACUGCUGCAACGACGACGAUUGAAGCUCCACCGCAGUCAGCAUUUCACGCCAGAUGGAAACAAGGUGACACCGCGUCGAAAACAUACACUUUUGAUAAACUGGUAUGGUCAUGUGAUCCAGAAUCGGCAAAUUUUAUUGAUAAUAAAGAGUUCUAUCAGUUGACCGGACGUGAAUUGUUGGAUCAUGCGUUCCAGGGAUAUAAUGUAUGCUUGUUAGCAUACGGUCAAACGGGAUCAGGUAAGACUUACACCAUGCUGGGUACUGCCGAUACUCCUGGACUUAUACCGCAGCUUGUACGUGACAUUAUUGGGCAAAAAGAGAUACUUGUGGGUCAAGGAACCGAUUGUACCAUCCGGAUUCUGGCUUAUGAGGUUCACAAUGAGAAAGUCCAUGACUUGCUUGGUGUUGACGACAAAGUUCGGUUGAAAGUGAGAGAGCAUCCCCAGACGGGUCCUUACGUCGAAGGAUGUAAUGAGAUAGUUGUUAACAGCGAGGACGAUUUCACCCGUCAUUUCGCCAAAACUCUCAGAAACAGAACUACUGCGUCAACGCUCAUGAACGAUCAAUCGCUGAGAUCACACGCUAUAAUUUCACUUACUAUCAAGCAAACGAUAUACUGCAGUCAAGACAACGAGCUUGGUGAUGCCAAAGAAGAAAUUGUCAGUAAUAUGAAGUUGGUCGAUUUAGCAGGACUGGAACGCCUUGAUCGUACCAAAUUACAUGGUCAGCAAGACCGAGUGAGGGAAGGGCUGUUGAUCAAUAGCUCUCUCACCACUUUAGGUCGUUGUGUGAACCUGUUGGCUCUGGCUGACAAUCUGGUGGUGCCCUAUCGAGACUCUGUCCUCACCUACUUGCUCAGAGAGAACUUGGGGGGCAACUCAAAGACGCUGAUGGUGUUUUGCAUUUCUCCAUGUGACUUUGAGGAGACAUACCAUACUUUAACAUAUGCCAGUCAAGUGAAGAAGAUAAAGACUAAGGCGCGCUCGAACGCGAAAAAGCUUCUGGUACUGGACUGGACGAAGCUUCGGCUGGCCGAAGAUAAUGUCAUUGCUCGAUUACGCCAACAGGUAGAGCAGCUCACAUCACAGCUGACUCAGCAGCAACAGCUGGCGGCGCAAUUGAUCUCCACUCUCGAGAACGAGCUCGAACGGGUUCAGUUUGAAAACAAAUUCAUCAGGCAACAAGUGUCAGCUAAAAACUCCCGGCUUCGGCAAGCGUUAUCGGUUGUUAAAGCUGCCCAGCAGUCACACGCCUCACUUGAUCUGCAUUGGGAUCUCGGUCGGCGUCGGUGCCGGCUGCGACUCACUCAACUUACCCAAGACGCCACAGCAAAACUCGAGGAUAUAGACGAGUGUUUAGCCCGCCACCAUCCUCGAUGGCUUGAUCAGGUUGAGUCUGCCUCUAGCAUUAAUUAA
Molecule: messenger RNA, 1500 nt
Organism: Diutina rugosa
Lineage: Eukaryota; Fungi; Ascomycota; Pichiomycetes; Serinales; Debaryomycetaceae
Exons: 1
Coding region: 1-1500 (499 amino acids)
Biological process (GO): microtubule-based movement
Cellular component (GO): kinesin complex; microtubule
Molecular function (GO): ATP binding; microtubule binding; microtubule motor activity
Source: RefSeq, a predicted model, not a curated record